AUGUUUCACUUGAAGGCAGUGUCUGGAAGCCGUGUAUGUAACCAGUAUAGAACAUCGGGUUCGCUGCCAGAAGAAAAAAAAGAGUUUCUGCAAAAUGGACCAGACUUACAGGACUUUGUAUCUGGGGAUUUGUCAGACAAGAAUGCAUGGGCUGAGUAUAAAGGCAAUUUAAAGCGCCAGAAAGGAGAAAGGCUGCGACUUCCUCCAUGGCUGAAGACAAAGAUUCCCAUGGGAAAGAACUAUAAUAAGCUAAAGAAUACCUUGAGAAGUUUAAAUCUUCAUACGGUAUGUGAGGAAGCACGCUGCCCGAACAUUGGAGAAUGCUGGGGAGGUGGUGAAUAUGCUACAGCUACAGCUACUAUUAUGCUGAUGGGUGACACGUGCACUAGAGGCUGCAGAUUUUGUUCAGUGAAGACAGCAAAACAUCCACCUCCACUAGAUCCUGAGGAGCCUUACAAUACGGCAAAAGCUAUAGCUGAAUGGGGCUUGGAUUAUGUUGUAUUGACAUCUGUGGACAGAGACGAUAUGCCGGAUGGUGGAGCAGAACACUUUGCAAAGACUGUCUCUCAUCUGAAAGAAAGGAAUUCCAAAAUUCUAGUAGAAUGCCUAACUCCUGAUUUUCGAGGGGAUCUUAAAGCUGUGGAGAAAGUAGCGUUGUCAGGACUAGAUGUAUAUGCCCACAAUGUGGAAACUGUUCCAGAACUACAGAGGAAGGUCCGUGAUCCCCGAGCCAACUUUGAGCAGUCUGUACGCGUCCUGCAGCAUGCUAAAGAGGUCCAACCGGGCAUAAUUUCUAAAACCUCCAUUAUGUUGGGGCUCGGCGAGACAGAUGAACAAGUAUAUUCAACAAUGAAGUUAUUGCGUGAAGCCGGUGUAGAUUGUUUGACCCUAGGACAAUACAUGCAGCCAACAAAACGUCACCUAAAGGUUGAAGAAUAUAUAACUCCUGAAAAAUUCAAGUACUGGGAAAAAGUAGGAAACGAUCUUGGAUUCCAUUACACAGCUAGUGGGCCUUUAGUGCGCUCCUCCUAUAAAGCAGGUGAAUUCUUCUUGAAGAACUUAGUAGAAAAAAGAAAGACAAAAGCCAUCUGAAAAGGAGAGUAAACCUAUUUAAAGUAGCCUGUUCUAAGGAUCUUUUUUUUCGGCCCAUAAACUCAGUUCCAGAAAUACAGCAGCCACAUGGUGGAUGCUUGAAUUAACUUACUGUCUUUCUAGAACACUUUUCUCUCACCAGAACACUUCAUGUUAAUUUACCUGAUUCUUCCUUGCAAGGGUGCAACUACUAGUCGAACUAGUAGAACUUUUACUGUUCAAUAAACAGUGAGAAGAUGGAAUUUAAAGAAGGUGUUGAUAAAACUCACUUUUUAAAGAACAAGGGAACUGAGCUGGAAGAAACACAAGCUGAAGAUAACAGACAAAUUUAAGUAAACAAGGUUGAUGCUACCAUCAAUAUUGCUGCAAUUAGGUACUUGUUAAGAUGUUAAUAACAAGUAAUUAGAAAGAUAUUGAUAUCUUGAUAUGUAUGUCACCAUUAGUACGUAACAUGAAUUUGCAGGGACUCUGGGAAACCUGGGAGCUCCAAAGAUUGUAUAUAUGACAAAAGACCAUAUUGAGCCUAUUUUGAACCACACUAGAGAAAACAUCAUUAACAUGCUUCAAGAGACAGUCAGCGUCUUAAACUACAUCUGAAGAAAGUUAGCUACCCAUUCUGGUGGUUAAUGCUUUUCAGGUGGUUGGGUGUCCAAGGGUGAACGGGAUUAGUCUGCGGCAAGCCAGUUAACCUUAUAUAGGUGUCAUAACUUAAACCAUCUGGAAAAUCAAAGUUGCUGUAACAGCAUAAGUAGAGCCACCUCUAGUUUGGGUGUAAGACAGUUAACGAACCCCACUGAGUUGCAUGGGUGCUUCUUCAAAAUUGGGUAUGCAGAAAUGUUGAUAUUCCGUACUGUACUUCUGUUUCACGGGUAUUGUCUUACUAUUACAGGAAAUUAAUAGCUGGUCUAAGGUUUUGUUGGUCAUGUUUGGUCUGGCUACCAACCCCCUUGAGGCUUGAUCUGGCUGUUAAAUCCUAAGACAACGGGGAAAUGAACUGCAUUGUGGAUGAAACGUGAAAACCAUUAUAUAUAUUUUUAAAUUGUAACAGAAAUAAAAACAUAACUUAUGGUACACUAGCAGUUGUAAAUGCUUCUCUCUUCCCAGCAAUUGGAGCAAAGAGCUGUCGUCUCGAUACUUCAGAGUGUGUCUCCCUAAUAGUUCUCAGUUUUCUGCUUUGAACACCUUGGAUAUUUUCAUGAAAAUAUAGCUUAAGCCUGCUCAAAAACUUUAGGAAACACACCGAGAAUCUAUGUUAUCUGGUCCCAAACUCUUCUCAUUCCAGUACCCUAUAGCUGGCUGCAGUAUUUGUGUAAGUUAUGUAGUCUACAGGAACCAGAGUGAAAGUCUCGGUCUCUCCCCCUACUUUCAGCAAGAUCUUAGAAGAAAGAUCAUUUUUAAAAAAGCAAGCUAGUGUUAGUCACUCCUACAUAUAAUGUCAUGUAUGCUAUGUAUGAACAACAACAAUGAAAUUAUACCACAAAGGCCAGUGAUAUCCAGUGGACACUUCACAAAAUGAAGUAUAGCCAAUACAGAUAUUCCAAAUAUAUAGUCUGUAUAUACUUGUGUUCCACUGAGCAAAUGAAAACCCAUACUGUGGGGGUUAAAUACUGGAACAGGUUGCCCAGACACGUUGUUGCAUCUCCGUCCUUGGAGAUACUCAGAAACCACUGGGCUAGGGUCCUCUAGCUCUAGCUGACCCUGCUGAGGAGGGGUUUGACCAGACUCUCUCCAGAGGUCCCAGCCAACCCCAAUUACUUAGUGAGUCUGUGGAAAAAGUGUUAUGACAACAAAUAGCCUUAAGCUAGAAUAAACGUGCUAAUUAAGCAGUAUUAGGUGACUAUAAAUUAGGAAGAGAAACCCGAGUCCUAAAGAACAGAAGAAGGGAGAAAUAGAAGUCUUGAUCACGAUCCUUUGUAACAGCAAACAGAAAGGCAAGGUUUAAAACCCACCACGCUGAGCAGUAGAUCUGGAAGUACCAGGCAAGCUUUGAGCCACAAAUGCCCCACUUCAGCUGAUGUACAUUGAAUGCUAAAGCAGUGGAAGGUAUCACUAUGGUAAGGAAAUUAAUUCAAUACUCCCUCCACAACAGUAGACAGGGGGCAACAUUAACUCCAGGAUACCAGUACAUUUAACAGCUGCCAGCCUUUCUAAUAGAAAUCCUAUUAUAAAUAAUAGUUUUGACUUGCUUGGGGAGCAGAUCCAACAGACUAUUGCUGUAGCAGUUUUUGCUCUUUAAACAUAUUAACACAAAAAAUAUGGAAAAAAAAAGAUUCUGAGCAAUAUGGCUAUUGCCAAAUUGUGAAAAGAUGAGAUUGCACAAUAAUUAUCUAUGAGGGGUUUUUUUCCCCCCCAGAUGAGAAACAAUGUUUCUGAAAUCAGAUUCCAAUAUUAUUUCAUGUUAGAAGUAUUUUACAGAUUAUUCCUGGGUGGUUGAGAUGAUGCUCUCAUGCUUUUACACAACCAUGUCUGAUAGCAGGCACCAAGUUACAGCAGCUACUUAAGAAACUAUUUUCUACCUCCACAGAAACCAUACUAAACACCAUGCAAAGCAGUCAUGUUUUGACUUCAUGGGUGUGGGAAUUUUUUUUUUAAGCAUCUUUGAGGACCUUUGCCAAUCUGUAGAGUAAAACUGACCAGCCUUAAAACUCCUUUCCUAGUUAAAAAAACAAAUAACCCCCCCCUCCAAAAAUACUGCUUUACAACUAUCUUUUCCAUUGCCUGUUCAGUUUUUCCAUAACUAUGCUAAAGACACCAUGCAUAAUCAUACAAAACAAGAACCCAGAACUCUUUUGCAUGUAAGUUCAGCACAAGUUUCAUGAAUUUUCCUACUUUGUUUCCACUAAAGUUUAGUGACACUUUUUUUUUUUUUUUAAAUAUCAAGCACUUGUUUGUGGCAGUUUGUUUCCACAAAGCAGCAAUAAAGUAUUUUAAGCAAAAAUAAUCUUCCUUGCAAUCCACAAAACACCAAUUGAGUGAGUUUUGGGAAUACGAUUUCAAGUUGAUGUAGACUCUUUAACAGAAUGAUUUUUUUUUUUUUUAAAGUAUCAUUACAUCAAGCUACUACUUCAUUCUGUGAAGCAUAAUUAAAUGUUACCAUGCAGCUGAGCAAAGAACUGCUGUAGCUUUUGAGUGACUUGAAGAGUCUUUCCAUUAAAUCAACAAAAAAAGACUGCUUAUUUAAGAACACAGUUUUAAAAAAAAUUUUCCUACUUGCUCAGUAAUUAGUAAUAGCCUCCCCAUCCUUAAAAACAUAUACAUGCUGCUUUACUACCAUAUAAUAUAAGUCAUUCUGAAAGAUGUUCUCAACUUGCAACAGACGUUUUCAAGCUUGGAACAGAAAAAGCAAAUAAUGAAAACUGUCCCCAGUAUUCCAUCAUAGAUAAUCCCCUACUGCUUUCCUGCAUUUUAAAGUUCAUUCAAACUGCUGUUUAACAAGAUUAUAAGCACUAUUUGAAGCUCUAGAUCACCUCCAACAGAAGAACCUCAAGUGAUAUAGAAAGAGGAGCUGUAAGUUUGUUAACCACUAUGAAAUCUCCUCUUUAACUCUUGGUCAAAAAUAUACAUCCGUUUAUUAAUUCAGAGUGUUCUUGGAUUUCAGAUGCUUGGAACCAGGCUAUUUUUAACUGCUUUACAUUAAGAAUUGAACAUAGACGGGCAGGUUGGGGCAGGGGGGACACAAACAUGAAAAAAAUGCACCCACACACCUGGCAUUUAGGAUUUGUUUACACAGCUUAAUUUAUGUAGUCUAUAUCAUACAAUUCAUAGGCUAGUAUUAAAGCUGGGUUUGCUUCAACUGUUGUAUCCAUACUAAUGGGAUGAAAAGCAGUGUUACCAUGGAUUGGAUUUUAUUAAAAGCCCCAUAAAAAGCAAGUACAGAAGUCCAUUACUCAUAGUUCCUAUAAUUCUUGACAAGAACUGUAAGAUCCCAUCAGCACAAGUUCAAAAGCAUUACAAAAAACACAUAUAUUCUGCAUGCACUACUUGGGUGCUCCAACCCUCCAAGCAGGAGGGCAAGUCAUCUCCGACUCCAUUUCCCUGGCAACUAUUAUUCUGAAGAGGACAGUUUGUGAUUCAUGGUGCUGCAGAAUCUUCUGAAACUCUUUCAGCCCGUGGUGAAUUUCUCCUGCAUACAUGCGAGAGAAAGUUCCAGUAUCCUAAGGGCCUACACCACCAGCUGUUCAGCUCAUUGUUAAACCUGAUCCAUCCCACAGCCCCAGUGUUCAAUAAAAGGAUUCAGCAGCCAGAAGACCAAACAAGCUGACUUUCCCAGAAAGGGAAACGCCAAUACCAGUUAUACCCCUUUGCUGUGCAAAGGGAUCUGCCUCCCCAUCAGACAUUUCCUAAGAAACGUAAAUUUAAGAGAUCCCACUGUAAUUAACUUUCCCCAUUCUUUGUUGAUCUUGAUGAUUAAGCAACAAAUCACCCUCCAGGCUUCAACUCAGUCUACAGAAGCAGAAAACAGGAAUGUGUCUAGCAACUGGUUCCUCAGUUUUGCCAAGGCAACAUGUGGAAAGCUGCUGGAAACGUCCAGUGGCCAGCCUUACAGCUCUUGCACAUUCACAAUAGGAGCAGCGCUGUGUGAAUGGUUCAUCUCUCCACUUCAGACUGAUGAGAACAGGUCCCACAUGGUGAUGCUACUAUCACAACUCUGUACAGUCUUCUGAAAAGCAUCCUUUGCUAUCCUGAUUUUCCUGGAGCCCCUACUCACUUCCUUGAUGAGGUGAGCCUUGAAACAGUGCUGUGCUGCCUUGAACAUAAUUCAAGGCGAGUCUUCAAGCUCAUCUUGUCAAUGCCCUCCUCUUAAUCCCCAAGAAGUAAAUAGCAACUGAGAGGGCAAGUGAGUGAGUGAGUUUGGGGGGAAGAAAGGGUGUCAGUCACAAGACUAUCUACCUGCAAAGCAAGAGUUGGAUUAUUUGUAUAAAUACCUCAACUUUAUCACAGGGCUGUUCCUGCUCUCUGGGCACUGUAUGAAAACAGAACUAGUAAAUCAGUAAGAGGAGGAGAUGUGAUGAUGGAAGUCAACACAUGAACUGGAGUUUAAGCCCCCCUGUAAUUUCCACUGAUCUUGACUGGUUUCUGACGUGUACCUCACAGAAGAGCCUUACAAUAGUUGAUACAAAACAACUCAAGCACAUUUGCUCACAGUGCUGUGUGCUCACUACAGAGCAAGGCCUCACAUGGAAGCCACUGAGGUGUGCAGAAUCUGAAAGCAUCCAGUUGCAGGGUACAGCAAUUGCUGUCAGUCUAACAGAUAGCAUUGUCCCAUAUUAUCUACUCAAAUUAUACGCGUUCCUUAAACAAAUCUUCAAAGAUCUAGCCUAAAGCUUAGGCUAGUAAAUUAUGUCUACAUUUCAGCAAGUAAUAGCACUUAUUAGCAAAAAGACACAGACUUUGCGCUCUUGGUUUAACUAUUGAUGUAGCAUACUUUUCUACUGAAUGAAUUCAGAAGGUAUUACAUGACUAGCUACAGGACAAUUCUCAAACAUCCCAACACUACUGUUACUUAGCAGGGAGGUUUCUGCCCCUUUCAUUCUGAAACCUGUUGAUAGUCAUAGUCCUUCUUUAUCCUCCCCUCCAUUUCACAACCCCAUGCAACAAACUGAACACAAACUUUGCAUCCCAAGGAAUUUAAUAGCACUGGCCAAUUGGGAUAAUU
This is a messenger RNA of Struthio camelus australis, 6748 nucleotides long. The record is from RefSeq and is a predicted model, not a curated record. Lineage: Eukaryota; Metazoa; Chordata; Aves; Struthioniformes; Struthionidae.